CGGUGAUGGCGGGCAGACAGGCUGGUUGGAGCCGGGCGGCUCUUCUCCAGCUCCUUCUUGGCGUGAACCUGAUAGUGAUGCCACCCGCCCAGGCCCGGAGUCUGCGCUUCGUCACUUUGCUGUACCGACAUGGAGAUCGUUCACCAGUGAAGACAUAUCCCAAGGAUCCCUAUCAGGAAGAAGAUUGGCCCCAGGGGUUUGGUCAACUAACCAAGGAGGGGAUGCUUCAGCACUGGGAGCUGGGCCAGGCUCUGCGGCAGCGCUACUAUGGGUUUCUAAACACCUCUUAUCACCGGCAAGAGGUUUAUGUGCGAAGCACAGACUUUGACCGUACCCUCAUGAGUGCUGAGGCCAACCUGGCGGGUCUCUUCCCUCCUGAUGGGAUGCAGCGCUUUAACCCAAACAUCUCAUGGCAGCCUAUCCCCGUGCACACUGUGCCUGUCACUGAGGACAGGCAAACACAUAAGCUGGUCCUGCCGCCCUGGGCCUCAGUCCACACCAUGCAGCGUCUGAGCCGGCUAAAGGACUUCAGCUUCCGCUUCCUCUUCGGGAUCUACCAGCAGGCAGAGAAGGCCCGGCUUCAGGGGGGAGUCCUCCUGGCUCAAAUUCGGCAGAACCUGACCCUGAUGGCGACCACCUCCCAACUCCCUAAGCUGCUGGUUUACUCUGCGCACGACACUACCCUGAUUGCUCUGCAAAUGGCAUUGGAUGUCUACAAUGGGCGGCAAGCCCCCUACGCCUCCUGCCACAUAUUUGAACUGCACCAGGAGGAUAAUGGGAAUUUCUCAGUGGAGAUGUACUUCCGGAACGAGAGUAAUAAGGCCCCCUGGCCACUGAUCCUGCCUGGCUGCCCUCACCGCUGCCCUCUGCAGGACUUCCUUCACCUCACAGAGCGUGUUGUGCCCAAGGACUGGCAGCAGGAGUGUCAGCUGACAAGCGGGCCUGCAGACACAGAGGUGAUCGUGGCCUUGGCUGUGUGUGGCUCCAUCCUCUUCCUCCUCAUAGCACUGCUCCUCACCGUCCUCUUCCGGAUGCAGGCCCAGCCCCCUGGCUACCGCCACGUCGCAGACGGGGAGGACCAGGCCUGACAACCACUCAGCCCCCUUCCCUCUGCCUCCUAGGGGAGGUGGGCUGGGCCCUUGCUUCUGACUGUUGCUGCUCCCCAGCCCAUGGACAGGAGACUCUGGGUUGGGCCUCCCUCUGAUGACCCUCAGCCUAGAUGAACAAGUGGGGCUUGGCUGGGUCCCUGGCACCUGUCACUCAGCAUUCAUGUGCCUGAUGUUUACCAAGUACUGUGUGGGACACUGGCUUUCUCCAAACAGGAUCUGCCUCCUCCAUACUCCCUAAGCGCCUGGAUACAGACAAGUAUUCAGGCUCCACCCAGGACCUGGGACAAAAGAAAACUGAAGGAAUAGGUACUUGAUUUGCCCUGCCCAAUCAAGCCCUGCACUUUCUCUGCCAACCUGGAGUCUGGCAAAUGGUUUAGAGGGCACAGUCUCACUUCUCAGUGCAUAUUUUAGUGGGAAAAAUGACAUAUAACACUGGGGGAAUAAACAUAGCCACUGGGGAACAGGAUCACCCAACAACUAGCCAGUCAAGUUUUCCUUUGUCCACCUGAAGCCAUCAUUACAGUUAAGCAUCUUUAUCACAUCUUCAGCUUGAGCAAGUCUGAAGGGUGUAUCUAGUGGGG
Orycteropus afer afer is the source of this 1690-nucleotide messenger RNA. The record is from RefSeq and is a predicted model, not a curated record. Lineage: Eukaryota; Metazoa; Chordata; Mammalia; Tubulidentata; Orycteropodidae.